This is a messenger RNA of Suhomyces tanzawaensis NRRL Y-17324, 1642 nucleotides long. RefSeq lists its product as uncharacterized. The transcript is spliced from 2 exons. Lineage: Eukaryota; Fungi; Ascomycota; Pichiomycetes; Serinales; Debaryomycetaceae. The coding region runs from base 134 to 1195 and encodes 353 amino acids. The record is from RefSeq and is a predicted model, not a curated record.
GAGACAAUACGUGAGAAAGAAAAGAUGCUUAAUAUAAACUAGCGGUAAUUCUCAAUGAUUUAUCGAAGUGCCUAGUAGUAGUAGACUGUGUGUUAAAAUAUCAUUAUAGUCAAAAUAAGUGUCCUAAUCAAAAAUGUCUCACAGAAUCCAUCUGGCCUCAGUCCUGAGUGAUGAAACUGCUGUUUGUACAGAUAAUGCUUUUACUAGGGAUAAGUCCGUUAACGAAACAAUUGACAAACGACUCGAAAAUUUGAAGUUAAAGAUAAUUGAGUCAAAUGACGAAUUUUCAGGUAAUGAUGCACCAAGAGAAGCCCCAAACCCAAAUUAUCCGAAAACCCGGAAAUAUAAAACGACAUUAGAGGUUGUUAAUACAAAGGAAUUAAGGGAAGAUGCUAGGGAUGACGCUAAGAUCGUGUAUGACAAUUUCUUCAAAAACUUGCCUAGGUUGGAUGAUAACAACAUAAAAAUAUUAAGCCAAUGGCAAAGUGCAUUAAACUACAUUCUUAACCAAAUGCCUGGUUUCAAAUGGAUGAUCCAAAACAAUGGAAAGGAGGCUACGCCUAUUAACCAUAAGAUCAGAAAUCAUAAGGGAAAGAACGCUGAAAGAUAUUUCAUUACUUAUGAUGCCACUCUAGAACAGCGUCUUGAGGGUAACGCAAAAAUCAUAAAGGAUUUGGACAGAAUGUCUUUUAAUAGUGGUCUCGCUUGGAUUAACCUGGUCAUCGAAAACAAGACCGAUAAUAUUCUAGAAUACCAAGCUUUGGAGGUGAUUAAAUGGAAAGAGAGAAAAAUCUUAAGAAAGCAUACUGCUUCAUCCGAAGAUGCCCGAAAGAAAGAAAUCGAACAUAUUGCUCCCGUCGAGUUAAUCACAUUUAUUCUGAUACAAAAUAAGUAUGAAUCUUAUCACGGCUACCUAAGUCAUCCUGAACAACGAGGAAAUGAUACUGCCGUGAUAGAACAACUUGUCAAGGAUUAUAAGGCAUACUGGAGCGAAGAUAAUGAUACCUUACUUGAAGAAAUUAUGACUAGGUGUGGAGUCCUGGAUAUAAGUAACGAACUGACAAAAAGGGCAAUGAGAGAAUAUGGGAGAACAAUUAAAGCCAGAUACCUAAAGCUCGAUGUUAGUCAUGAAAAAAUCAUAGGUAAUCGUUUUCUAAAAUGGAACAGGGCACCACCCAAGAAGAGGUUAGGAUAGGUUAGGAUAGUCAGAAUGGCAAACACAGUAAAGCACGGAUCGAUGAUAAUAUUAAAUGCAGAUAACAGUCUUGUUCUCAAAGAGUAAUUUUUCUUCUAUCUUCAGGUUCCUACACAAAGCCACCAAGAUUGUCACCUCACUAAUUAUAACAUCCAUGCUUUAUUGUCGUACUCUGCCUUACUUGUUUAUUUCUCGCUCUCCGGGCAUUAGUUCGGACGACUUCUCUGCCCACUAAUCCUUAUCUACUAGUUGCAAUAAAAACUGUACAAUAUCUCUAUAUCUCUACCUAGUCACGGUGUCUGGUUUCGAAUUCGUCACCAGAAACAUCGUUAGGAUCUUCAUCCUCCUUCAAUUUAUACUUCUGGAAUGCGCUCUUGAUUUGACUCAAUAAUUCAUCAUCAACAGCGGCAUUGGAGUCAAUUGACCCUCUAGAAUUGGUUGGAACCA